This is a messenger RNA of Podospora pseudocomata, 375 nucleotides long. RefSeq names its product DNA-directed RNA polymerase II core subunit (gene RPB11). The record is from RefSeq and is a predicted model, not a curated record. Bases 1 to 375 code for a protein of 124 amino acids. The transcript has 4 exons. Gene Ontology annotation, biological process: transcription by RNA polymerase II. Gene Ontology annotation, cellular component: RNA polymerase II, core complex. Gene Ontology annotation, molecular function: protein dimerization activity; DNA binding. Lineage: Eukaryota; Fungi; Ascomycota; Sordariomycetes; Sordariales; Podosporaceae.
AUGAACGCCCCAGACAGAUUCGAACUUUUCCUCUUGGGAGAAGGCGAGAAGAAGAUCGCCGAGACGGUGGUGAACAGCAUCCCCAAUUGCUCCGACUUUCUCAUGAAAAAGGAGGACCACACGAUCGGGAACCUGCUCGCGGAGCAUCUGAAGAAGGAUCCGCAGGUCAUGUUUGCUGCUUACAAGAUUGGACAUCCUAACGUCCCCGAGGUGCUGCUUCGCAUCCAGACCAACGGCGACAUCAACCCCCGCGAGGCGCUCGUCAAGAUCCUCAAACAGCUUGUUGCUGCGUAUGGGCAGUUGGGCAGGGAGUUUCAAAAGGAGUUGGCGCUGAGGCAGUAUGCGGAUCAGGGGGAGGGGGCUGGGGGGGUUUGA